GGUGUCUUAUCUCGAUUGAUCGUUUAAAAUCCCACGUGGACAGCCUGAGAAGAUCCUCGACUUGUAUAUAGUAUAGAUUUGUUUUAAAAAUAAAUAACCCUAGUAGUAUAUAUAUAUAAACUCCUAUACGCUAUCGUCCUCGAGCGAUCAGAUCCGAAACAAUAAAAAAAAAACAAUGAAGAUCUCCCAUCUUCCGUAUGAUUUGGAAUCCGAAAUACUCUCUAGGGUUCCGACCAAGUCUCUAGCAAAAUUUCGAACUACUUGCAAACGAUGGUACGCUUUAUUCAGAGAUCCAAACUUCAUCAAGAAGAACUUUGGUAACGCACCAAGUAAGUUGAUGUUACUCAGUAAUUUUGGAGUUUAUUCAGUUAGUGUCGAUCACCAUGGAAUUCACAACAACGUUGAUCCAUCUAUCGAGUUUUCUGGAAAACUUAGCAGUCUAAAGGACUCAGAAGAUUUAAAAAUAUCUAAAAUCUUCCACUGUGAGGGUUUAAUAUUAUGCUCUACUAAGGGAAACACUAGCCUUGUGGUUUGGGACUCCAGUACCGGUGAAACCCGGCGGAUCAGACCGAGAACUCGUUAUCGGUAUGAUGAUUACUAUGCUUUAGGAUACGUAAACAGCAAGUCUUCUGGCCAUAGCUUCAAAAUCUUGAGGUCUUGCUAUUAUGAAAACGACCAGAAACAAAGGGUUGCUGAGUUUGAGAUCUAUGAGUUAAGCUCUGACUCUUGGAGGGUUCUUGAUUACUUCACUCGUGACUAUGGUGUAUUUUGCAGUGGCAGGUCUUUGAAAGGAAAUACUUAUUGGGUUGCUGGAGAUAAAGAAAAUGGCCUUUUCAUGUUGUAUUUUGAUUUCACAACGGAGAGAUUUGGGCGUUUUCCUCUUCCGUUUGAAAGUUUUAAUCCUGAAGAUACCGCGGCUCUAUCAGUUGUUAGGGAAGAAAAACUCUCGGUGUUACAUCAGAAGAUUCUUGAUUUUUCAAAUGAGAUGAAGAUAUGGUUGACCAAUAAGAUCGAUGAAACCAUAGAAUUGUCGUGGAGCAACUUCGUCUUAACAGUGGAUUAUGAUAAAUUUAAUUUACCCAGCGUGGUGAAUGUGACAAGUUUCUUGUUGGACGAGGAGAAUAAAGUGGCACUGUGUUCUGAUAUCGACAUGGAUGAUGAAUAUAAGACCAGAGUCUACGUUGUUGGAGAGGAUAUAUAUAAACAAGUCUAUAAAGACACUACAAAGGCAUCUUAUAUCAAUUGGCCACUUCUCAUCAAUUAUGUUCCAAGUUUGGUGCACAUUAAGAAAAACACUCAAAAGGCAAAAGAAAAGGAAAUCAAGGGAGGUUAGUUAAGUGAAUUUUUUCUUAAGUUUUUCUUUCUUUCUUCUGGUUAGUCAAUUAUUCAAUAAGUUGUUUCUUUUUAUUGGUGAUGUAAUGAUUUUUACUCAAAUGCCAUUGUUCUGCUUAUAGCCACUUUCACAUUUCUCUCUUGCCCUGUUCCUAAAGGUUUCACAUUGUCUCUCCGAACAAAACAUCUCAAUAACUAUAUUAUAUGCUCAUGUUGUUUCAUGAGUAAUACAGAACAACGAUACAUAGAAGACGAAAUGGAAAAGAUUAGUGACCAAUGAGAUAUGGAGGAUUUGUGUAACAUCUAAAUAAAAGCAGCCUUCUUUAAAU
Arabidopsis lyrata subsp. lyrata is the source of this 1661-nucleotide messenger RNA. Its product is annotated as putative F-box/kelch-repeat protein At3g17540. NCBI's taxonomy places the organism in Eukaryota, Viridiplantae, Streptophyta, Magnoliopsida, Brassicales, Brassicaceae. The record is from RefSeq and is a predicted model, not a curated record. Gene Ontology annotation, molecular function: protein binding.